Molecule: messenger RNA, 1843 nt
Organism: Zingiber officinale
Lineage: Eukaryota; Viridiplantae; Streptophyta; Magnoliopsida; Zingiberales; Zingiberaceae
Product: probable E3 ubiquitin-protein ligase RHG1A
Exons: 8
Coding region: 378-1706 (442 amino acids)
Molecular function (GO): ubiquitin protein ligase activity
Source: RefSeq, a predicted model, not a curated record
GGCGAGAAUCUUUUCUCGGGACCGGAACAGGAAAGGCGUUCGUUUCUUUGGCGCAAGGGUGCUUGUCGCGUCCGUGCCAAUUCAAUGGCGUCCGCUUUAGGUAUAUUAAACCCUCGCCUUACGCGCCGUCUCCCUUAGUUUUUUUCUUCCGCGGAACGAUUUCGCUGGACUCUCCUUCAAUGUUCGGAGAAGCAAAUCAAGGUAGAAGACGAAGAUGUUUUAUCACACCGGAGUAAAUAGCAUAAACAAGUAUUUCCUUCUCCAUGUUUUUAAUGCAAAGACCUUUUUGGUGCUCAGGCUUUCACGGGGAAAUGAUAGAUAAUGAAAUGAAAUCGGAAAGAGUCAAAGAGGAGAAAUAAGUUCCUUUGUGCUUUGCUAUGGAGGACUCUAUGGGAAGAAGGACUGCUAGUGGGAUCAUAACGAGCAAAGGUGGAUGCAGCAUUACCUUUAGGGAACAGAAGUUCCAUGACAGAAGCAUCAGAUACUGUAACCGGAAAGGAUGUUGUGCUAGUCGCUAUUCCAUUAAAGUCACCCAGGUAGGAGAAGACAAAACUUCCUGUCGCUCAGGUUCAUCUAAGUCACCAUCGUCUAUUGGUUUUAGAGAGUCGACAUUGGAGAAGAGAUAUGAUGAAGAAGAUGUUGCAGAAAGUAGUAGUAGACAAGCUGAUAGCAGAAAGUAUGCAGAUUCAAUCAGAAGAUUGGGGAAGAAAGAAAAGUCAAGCUCUCUAAGCCCAUUAGUUGAACCCACAAAAGUUCGUCAUAUUGGAAAAACUGCAUCUCGAGAAGUGCAAUCCUGCAGUGUGAAAUUGAGUUCUAGGGCAUCUAAAGAAGUAGCUAGGAAGCCCAAGUAUCAGCUUAGAGACAUGUCAUCCAGGUCUAAGGACUAUCACUUGAAUGGUCUUAGACAAGCAGAUGCAUCUGAUCUUUUCCUGUCAAAUUUUAACUCUACCAAUUCUGCAACUGCACGAGUAGAAAAGAAUUUGAGGAGAUCCUUUAGAAAUGGAAGCCCAUCUUCAAGAGACAAUUUAACAUCUAAUCAAAAUCCGAGAAGAUCAAGAAGCCAAUCUACCAGUAUGGGUGUUGUUUCAGUUCGAACAAGACAGUCACCUACCGGUAAUCCUAGAACAAGGCCCUUAGAACAAGUAGACGAGUCAAGCUUGCUACCAGAUCCGAUAGGUGAAUUAGGAACUGUUCCUCAAAGUGCAUUAAGAUCAUCGAGAGUGGAUAAUGAUAGUUAUCCACUCUUAAGUAUUGGAAGUGUUGCUGAGGUGCUACUGGAGCUUGAGAGGAUCGAAUAUGAAGGACUGACAUACGAGCAACUGUCAUUUCUUGAGAAUCAUUUAUUUUUAGAUGGCCUGAUCAAUGACCAUUACAGUGACAUGAGGAUGGAUAUCGAUGACAUGACAUACGAGGAAUUGUUAGCACUAGGAGAGGAAAUGGGUACGGUGAGCACAGCCCUCUCGGAGGAAGCUUUAUCGAAAUGUUUGAAGAAAAGCAAAUAUAUUCCUGCUUCUCCGAUUGCUGUCUUCUCUUGCUCUGACGAAGGCGAUGCCAAAUGCAGCAUAUGCCAGGAAGAAUGGGCUGCUGGAGAUGAGAUGGGCAUGCUGGUUUGCGAGCAUUUCUACCAUGCCCAAUGCAUCCAUCAGUGGCUUCAGUUAAAGAAUUGGUGCCCUAUCUGUAAAGCUUCUGUUUCUCCUACUCCUUGAACGUGAUUCCUAGUAGUUUUACUGCUCCUUAUAGAAGGAUAUUUGAUAUUUCUAUUAUCGAUUGAAAGCUUUCAUCAUGUUGUAGAUAACAUUCUUUAAGACUUCAUCAAUCAUAAACAUACACAAAUCUUUGUCGA